Adineta steineri is the source of this 528-nucleotide messenger RNA. The record is from the annotation of a GenBank genome assembly. NCBI's taxonomy places the organism in Eukaryota, Metazoa, Rotifera, Eurotatoria, Adinetida, Adinetidae.
AUGGCUGAUCAUAACACAAGAAAAUAUAUGGAUAAUUUGAAUAAUAAGAAACUAUCUCCUUCAUCAGCAAUUAAUCAAGUUACUGUUUCAUCUCGUCAUCCGAGUAUGCGAUCAACAAGUGCUUCUAAUUCUUCAAAAUCUCGUGUUCAUCAACAUUCAUCUAUUCAAAUGGAACCUGGUAUUCAAGCUUUAUUAGCUGCCGAAGGUCAAGCUGCUGAGAUGAUUGCCCGAGCACGUACAAAUCGAAAUAAAUUAAUGCGACAAUGUAAUCGAGAGAGUCAUAUUGAAAUAGAAACAUUUCGACGAGAACGUGAAACACAAUAUAAAAGAAAAUUAUAUGAAGCAACACAACUCGAACAAUUUCAAGAAAAACUUGAUUUCGAAAGAUUUCAUUUAUUAAAGCAAAUAAAAGAGAAUGUCAAAAAAGAACAAAAAUCACUUCUAAAAUAUAUUAUUCAUUGUAUUGUUGAUCAAAUUCCUGUUAAACCUCAUCCAAAUGCAAAACAUAUAUUAAAUUAUAGACUAUGA